AGUGAGUACGUUUACGAGGUGCAUACACAAUAACAUAUUAUUCAGUCAGUCCUCCGCAAAAGAACAAUCUCUCUCUACUCCACCACCUCCACCGAUACUCGAAGAUCUGAGAUUCUGAAUCAACUCCCGCGAAUCGAGUUGAUACCAUCGACAAGGCUCCAUGAUGGCGUAGGAAUUAGGUGGGGAGAACACGAGGAAGGGGAGGAAAUGGGAUUUGCCCAUGAUCAUCAUCAAAUCAUUGGAGUAGGGGCUGCACAGGGGAGAAUGCUGCUGCUGUAGCGUCCGCAAAGACGAGCUCUUCUUUCGGAGGGUUCUUCCAGUUCCUCUUUUGAAGUCAAUAUAUAAUUGAAAGAUGGCUGCUGAUCUUGUCAACACGGCCACAAGUAAUAAAUUGGCAGAAAUGGAUUGGGCGAAGAACAUCGAGAUCUGUGAGUUAGUUGCUCAUGAUCCAGGGGUAUCGAAAGAUAUUAUUAAGACCAUCAAAAAACGACUGGGGAGUAAACAUUCAAAUGCACAACUCUAUGCAGUCAUGUUGUUGGAGAUGCUGAUGAACAAUAUUGGGGAACCUGUUCAUAAGCAAGUCAUUGAAUUAGGGAUUCUACCUAUUCUUGUGAAGAUAGUUAAGAAAAAGACUGACUUGCCGGUACGAGAGAGGAUAUUUCUCCUUCUAGAUGCCACACAAACAUCCCUUGGUGGUGCUUCUGGGAAGUUCCCUCAAUAUUAUUCUGCAUUCUAUGACCUUGUGAGUUCUGGAGUUCAGUUUCCCCAGAGGUCUCUGUCCAUAUUGUCAGAUAAUGCUCCUGCACAAGUUGUGAGGAGAUCCUCACGUCAUCCUACUCCAGAAGCAAUUAAAAAGAGUCCUUCUGACAGGGAGCCAGCAUCUAGUAGACAGGAUGGAUUUUCUCAGCAAUCAGGCACACAUUCCGUCUCUGAAUUGAGUAUCGUUCAGAAGGCCCGUAAUGCAUUAGAGGUUCUGAAGGACGUACUUGAUGCUGUUGAUGCUCGACAUCCUGAGAUUGCAAAAGAUGAGUUCACACUUGAUCUCGUGGAGCAGUGUUCUUUCCAAAAACAACGAGUAAUGCAUCUUGUGAUGACUUCUAGGGAUGAGAAGGUGGUUUCUCAAGCAAUUGAUUUAAACGAGCAGCUUCAAAAUGUUCUUGCACGACAUGAUGCUCUCCUCUUGGGUAGGUCUGGCACACCAGCCAGUCAUGUUAAUUAUGAAGAGAUUGAGGAAGAGGAAGAUGAACAGCUUUUCCGAAGGUUACGGAAAGGAAAAGCUUGUGUGAGGCCUGAAGAUGAAGAGGGGACAGUGCAAAGGCCAUUAGACUUGUUUGGAUCACAUGUUCCCGGAGAAAUACCGUACCGUCCACUUAUACGGUCUCCAUCUACAACGCUAUCCGGGGAAUCCAAUGGGCAGGGUCCAGCUGUGGCAAUCCCUCCUCCACCAGCAAAACACGUUGAGAGAGUAAAAUUUUUUCAAGAAAAGAAGUCGGAUAGUUCUGCUGUGGCUGGACACAUGAGGGGGCUAUCAUUACAUAGUCGCAAUGCCAGCAGUUCACACAGUGGAAGCAUCUUUUCCAGUGACUGAUCUUUUUCAUGCUUCGGUCUGAGAUGGGUGCAAACUCUGCCAUCAUCUGAUGCGGAGCUAUAUACUUCUUUCUGAACCUCAACUCAUGGAUGUAUGCAAGCUGCUCCUUUGUAUUGGCAACAAGAACACAAUGACUUAGUGAUAUGGGCUUUGCAUCAGUCAAGCGUCUCUCACUGUGUUGUGUAGUCCACAAUGCAGGUAAUUGCAUUGGGGGAGAGCUUCAGAUUAUAUUCAUAUGCGGGAAGUUAUGUUAUCAGUGUUUUGCCU
This is a messenger RNA of Syzygium oleosum, 1855 nucleotides long. Its product is annotated as TOM1-like protein 5. The record is from RefSeq and is a predicted model, not a curated record. Gene Ontology annotation, biological process: protein transport to vacuole involved in ubiquitin-dependent protein catabolic process via the multivesicular body sorting pathway. Bases 353 to 1588 code for a protein of 411 amino acids. Lineage: Eukaryota; Viridiplantae; Streptophyta; Magnoliopsida; Myrtales; Myrtaceae. Gene Ontology annotation, molecular function: ubiquitin binding; phosphatidylinositol binding. The transcript has 11 exons.